AUGGCGACUCCAUCCUCCAACUCGACCAUGAUCACCGCACCGCUUGCGUUCCCGGUGACGGAGAAGCUAACCCGAAGCAACUUCAACAUGUGGCAGGCUCAGGUGAUGCCGGCCAUUCGAGGGGCUCAACUUGAAGAGCUCCUCCAUGGCACGGACGUCGCGCCACCAAAAGAGGUCGUGAGCUACCUCCUCACCUCGCUCUCGAAGGAAAUCCUUACCCAGGUCACCGACCGCAAGACGGUGGAAGAUCUCUGGAAUGGGAUCGUGGAGAUAACAUCUUCACAAACCCGUGCGCGCACGGUAAACACGCGCAUCGCCUUGGCGACAACUCGCAAGGGUGCCUCCACCAUGGUGGAGUAUCUCAACAAGAUGAAGAUGCUAGCAGAUGACAUGACAUCUGCUGGCAAGCGCAUUGACGACGAAGAACUCGUCAGCUACAUCCUCGCCGGUCUUGACUACGACUACAAUCCGGUGGUGUCCGCGGUGGUCGCGCGGGCUGAACCAAUCACCAUGAGUGAGUUAUAUACUCAACUUACUACCUUUGAGUACCGCAACGAUAUGUUGCAGACCAAUCAGGCGAUGGCGAACGUUGCCACUCGCGGCGGUGGUCGUGGUGGCGGCCGGGGCAACUUCCGGGGGGGCCGCGGUGGACCUCCCAACGCCGGUGGCCGUGCUCCAGGACGCGGAAAUGGUGCAGGCGGACGCCAGAACAGAGGCGGUUACAACAACAACGACAACCGCCCCACCAAGCCCAAGUGCCAAGUCUGCGGAGUCGGGGGGCACACUGCCCUUGAUUGCUGGUACCGCUUCGACCCCGAGCAGGCACGUGCUAAGCGCAAUAAAGCCUUCUGCAGUCCAGUGGCAUAG
Striga hermonthica is the source of this 867-nucleotide messenger RNA. The record is from the annotation of a GenBank genome assembly. NCBI's taxonomy places the organism in Eukaryota, Viridiplantae, Streptophyta, Magnoliopsida, Lamiales, Orobanchaceae.